Cyprinodon variegatus (sheepshead minnow) is the source of this 1595-nucleotide messenger RNA. It is a transcript of the gene tgif1, whose product is annotated as homeobox protein AKR-like. The transcript is spliced from 4 exons. Gene Ontology annotation, molecular function: RNA polymerase II cis-regulatory region sequence-specific DNA binding; DNA-binding transcription factor activity, RNA polymerase II-specific. Lineage: Eukaryota; Metazoa; Chordata; Actinopteri; Cyprinodontiformes; Cyprinodontidae. The record is from RefSeq and is a predicted model, not a curated record. Gene Ontology annotation, biological process: regulation of transcription by RNA polymerase II. The coding region runs from base 269 to 1168 and encodes 299 amino acids.
UGGAACGAGCCAUGCUGAUGUCAGAGGUUUUCUUCCCCACGCAGCUCAACAUGGUGGGAGGAUCUCUGUGCAUUGAGUCACGCAGCUGUCAAAGAUAGCUGUCACCCACUUCCACGAUCAAACACACACUGAGUCAACGAGGAAAGGGGCUUUGAGAGCAGAAAGGACGGAGAGGUCUCAGAAACUUGAUGAAUAAGGAUUUCUUUCCCUGGGAUACACGCUGAACGGAGGAAAAGAGACAUAAGUGGGCUUUUUUUCCCUAGCAGAGAUGAAGACGAAAAAGGGUCUGGCGAUGCUGUCGGGGAGCGAGACGGACGACGAGGAUAGCGUCGAUGCCCCUCUGGACCUGUCCUCUAGUGCUGGGAGCAACGGUAAACGGAAACGGAGAGGCAACCUGCCCAAAGAGUCAGUCCAGAUCCUCAGGGAUUGGCUGUAUGAGCACCGUUACAAUGCUUACCCCUCAGAGCAGGAGAAGGCCCUUCUCUCCAAACAAACUCAGCUCUCCACGUUGCAGGUGUGUAACUGGUUCAUCAAUGCACGACGGCGGCUCCUCCCAGAGAUGCUGAGAAAAGAUGGAAAAGACCCCAACCAGUUCACCAUCUCCAGGAAAGGCAGUAAAACGAGUGAUAGUUUCUCAGACAGCUCCCAGUCCCCGAAACAUAGCAGUCCCACUGCGGUCGCCGAGGAGGCUUGCGACAAACGCAUCCUCCACCCCUCCAGCUUUGAUCCCAGCAUUCCCAGUGUCCUGAGGAAGCCCGUGUCUCCCUCAGUGUCCUCUCCGGUCUCCUCGUCUCCCUCUCUCGGCCUCAUUCCAAAUCGUCCCUCUGUCAUCUGUCACACCACUGUCACCACAGCCAUGCAGGCCAGCCCGACAGCCUCCCACCCUUCACUGCCAGGGAUGAACUGUGACAGGGCGGCCGAGCUGCUGCAGUCCAUGCCGGCUCAAGCCGCGUUCCGCUGCCGGGAUGAAGGGCCACUAACCGCCACCACCACCAUCCUUGGCACCAGCAUGGAAGGCAACCUGAGCCCCCGCAGCGGUCUGUUCAACACCCCUCCCCCAACCCCUCCAGACCUCACACAGGACUUCAGCGGCUUUCAGCUCCUGGUGGACGUGGCUCUUAAACGGGCUGCAGAGAUGGAGCUGCAGGCCAAGCAGCUGGUGUCCUAAAGGAGGGAAAGGAGACUGACUUUGAGUCUCCAAUGUGGAUUUUCUUUUCUGCACGCAAGAGAGAACAAACCUACACAAAAGGCUGAUCAUUUCUACUUUUGGUAUACCAGUCGACAUGAUGAGGAUGUAUUUGUUUUUUUGUUGUUUUUUUUCUAAAGACUCUAUCAAGGUGCCUUGGCUGUAAGUUUAGUCAUUUCAUAUACUUGCAUAUGUAUCUACAUGUGUAUUUUAUUUGCACACAGUGACCAAAAACCUUAUCAAAGAAAUGCUGCCUAUCUUUAUGUCUUUGACUUGUACCGAAUAUUGAGGUAGAGGGAUGAGGCAAGAGUUGGGUGAUUCAGAUGGGCUGCGUCCACACACUUUGACGGUUAAAAACAUUUCAGAGUUCCUGAUUUGCUCUGCCUCGUUUGUUUGCACACUAAAGGCA